This is a messenger RNA of Carica papaya (papaya), 1053 nucleotides long. The record is from RefSeq and is a predicted model, not a curated record. Lineage: Eukaryota; Viridiplantae; Streptophyta; Magnoliopsida; Brassicales; Caricaceae.
CGCAUUAGGACUUGAUUCUGCAAACCCUAACUCCAAAAGAUAUAUCACCCUCCGCACUUCCUCAGCCGAAACUGCAGAGCAGGGGAGCUCAACAAUGGGGGCUUACAAGUACGUGUCUGAGCUAUGGAGGAAGAAGCAGUCAGAUGUUAUGAGGUUUUUGCAGAGGGUGAGGUGCUGGGAGUACAGACAGCAGCCAUCCAUUGUCCGAGUGACACGUCCCACUCGCCCGGACAAGGCUCGUCGCUUGGGUUACAAGGCCAAGCAGGGUUAUGUGAUUUAUCGUGUGCGUGUAAGGCGUGGUGGACGUAAGAGGCCAGUUCCCAAGGGUAUUGUGUAUGGGAAACCCACAAAUCAGGGUGUUACCCAACUGAAAUUCCAAAGGAGCAAGCGUUCUGUUGCUGAGGAACGUGCUGGUAGGAAAUUGGGUGGUCUUAGGGUUCUGAACUCCUAUUGGAUCAAUGAGGAUUCUACAUAUAAGUACUAUGAGAUAAUCUUGGUUGAUCCUGCUCACAAUGCAGUUCGAAAUGAUCCAAGGAUCAAUUGGAUCUGCAAUCCUGUUCACAAGCACAGAGAACUCCGAGGACUUACUUCAGCUGGAAAGAAGUACAGAGGCCUCCGUGGCAAGGGACACUUGCACCACAAGGCAAGACCUUCAAGGAGGGCAACUUGGAAGAGGAACAAUACACUGUCUCUAUGUCGCUACCGUUGAACUUAGAGAACUUAGUAUUUUGUGUUUCUGUUUUGUUUUGGGAUACUUAUUUCUGUUGAAAGGAUUUUGCACACCAAGACAACUAAGUUUCAAUGUUUUUGUCAACAGUAUUGGGUUAUUUUCUCUUAAAAUUUGUUUCCAGAUUUAUUCUAGGUUAAAGUAUCUGUCAUGUCUUUCAGUGGGUUUUCCAUCUACUAUGUUGGUGAUGAGAAAUCUUUGACUAUUGUUUCUGCACCUUUGCAUCUAUUUUCUUCUAUGACCAUGUUGUCGGGAUGUGUGGCUAGUUUUCUUUCCUGCGAUGUUUUGUUUGUUGCUGUUUAAUGUCAUAGACUGCAGAAGCUUCA